This is a messenger RNA of Pangasianodon hypophthalmus (striped catfish), 2024 nucleotides long. RefSeq names its product solute carrier family 35 member A3a (gene slc35a3a). The transcript is spliced from 8 exons. Bases 464 to 1444 code for a protein of 326 amino acids. Gene Ontology annotation, biological process: pyrimidine nucleotide-sugar transmembrane transport. The record is from RefSeq and is a predicted model, not a curated record. Lineage: Eukaryota; Metazoa; Chordata; Actinopteri; Siluriformes; Pangasiidae. Gene Ontology annotation, cellular component: Golgi membrane. Gene Ontology annotation, molecular function: UDP-galactose transmembrane transporter activity.
GGAAGUCACACACACACACACACUCUCACUCUCUCUCUCUCUCUCUCACACACACACACACACACACACACAGAGAGGCUGCAGUUUUUAAACCCAGCUCUCAGCUUUACUUUCAUCCAGGAAGCGUUUCUUUAAAGCGGCAUCAAAUCAGGACGCGAGCAGAAAGAGGAAGAUGGAGGAGUUUAGUGCAGGAAGUGAGAUUAGCAUUAGCGUUAGCGUUAGCAUGUGUCUGAGCACCACAACAACCUGGAGCAGAGGGACAGAGAUUCACACUGCAGCUUAACACACUUACUCAACCUCCUCUUUCUUUCUUUCUUUCUUUCAUUCAUUAUUGUUGUUUAGCCUCCAUUCAGCGCAGGACAAACCUGGCAUCUGUUCCUCUUUUCUCCUCAAUCAUUCACUUCCGGAUUAGCUGAAGAAGUCUUGCCUCGGCUGUGGCUCGCCCCUGAGGGAUCGCUAGGCCAUGACGUCGGUACGGCUGAAGUACCUCUCUCUGGGUGUGCUGGUGUUCCAGACGACCUCUCUGGUGCUGACCAUGCGAUACUCGCGCACUCUGCAGGCUGAUGGGCCACGUUACCUCGCUUCCUCCGCCGUGGUGCUGGCUGAGCUGCUCAAGAUCCUCACCUGCGUCUGCCUCGUCUGCAAAGAGCACAGUUACAGUGUCCGUGCUCUGAGCACCGUCCUCAGGCAGGAGAUCCUCCAUAAGCCAGUGGAGACGCUGAAGCUGGCCAUUCCCUCAGGAAUCUACACGCUGCAGAACAACCUGCUGUACGUGGCACUUUCCAACCUCGACGCUGCUACAUACCAGGUGACCUACCAGCUGAAGAUCCUCACCACUGCGCUGUUUUCUGUCUCCAUGUUGGGUCGCAGGCUUGGUCUCUAUCAAUGGCUCUCGCUCAUCAUUUUGAUGACUGGAGUAGCUCUUGUGCAGUGGCCCACGGACUCUUCCUCCGAGAAGCAGCAGCCCACAACGGGGUCUCCGUUCGUGGGUUUGGUGGCCGUGUUGGUGGCCUGCUGCUCCAGCGGCUUUGCUGGUGUUUAUUUUGAGAAGAUCCUCAAAGAGACCAAGCAGAGUGUGUGGGUCAGAAACAUCCAGCUCGGUCUGUUUGGUCUGGUUUUUGGCCUGUUUGGAAUGUUACUGUAUGACGGAGAGAGAGUGAAGGAGCAUGGAAUGCUCCAGGGCUACAACUCCGUCACCUGGACUGUGGUUUCAUUACAGGCGUUGGGAGGUCUGGUCAUAGCCGCUGUUAUUAAAUACGCAGAUAAUAUUCUGAAAGGUUUCGCCACGUCCCUGUCCAUCAUCCUGUCUACGCUCAUUUCCUACUUCUGGCUGCAGGACUUUGAGCCGACGAGCAUCUUCUUCCUGGGAGCCGUGUUGGUCAUAGUUGCGACGUUUUUGUACGGCUACGAAAGCAAACCUGCGUCCAACCCGAGCCGAGCAUGAUGGGAAGCCGGGGACACCAGAGAGCUGAUGGAGGUCCAGGAUGGAGCUGAAGAGAUGGACAGAAGCGCAAGAAUGAACUGAGGAGAAGGAGGAGGAGGAGGAGGACGAAGGAGGAAGGAAGGUUGAUGGAGAUGUCCCUUGUUUCGAAGUGACUUGUUAAUUGAGCGAGAGUGUGCACUCAUCUGAGAGAUCAGAGGCGGAGAGCCGUGGGGAGCCAAGCAGGCCUAUACCAUCAGCGUACAUGAAGAGGAAACCUCGGAAAAUGAUAAAACUAAUGUUAUAUACGCCAUAACUCAAGUACUUGAGGAAAGCACUGGAGUGCCAUUCGGUUCAGUGUGUGUGUGAGAUGAUCCAAGCAAUCUGUGAUGAGAUGAUAAUAUAAGAUUGUGUGUGUGCGUGUGUGUGUGUUUGUGUUUUUUUAAAGCCAUGUCAUGCAUCUAACUGCAGGAAUUCUUUCCCAAGUACAGCCAGGUGGAUUGGCUUUUCACCCAUGAACAAACCCCAGACACUGAAAAUGCAAUGAUUAUUAUAAUCUAUUCAAACUUGAAGAGAAAUUAAUAUUAAAUAAUUUUAGUAAGUA